This is a messenger RNA of Portunus trituberculatus (swimming crab), 3101 nucleotides long. RefSeq lists its product as uncharacterized. The record is from RefSeq and is a predicted model, not a curated record. Gene Ontology annotation, biological process: intracellular signal transduction; cGMP biosynthetic process; receptor guanylyl cyclase signaling pathway. Gene Ontology annotation, molecular function: guanylate cyclase activity; peptide receptor activity. The transcript is spliced from 18 exons. NCBI's taxonomy places the organism in Eukaryota, Metazoa, Arthropoda, Malacostraca, Decapoda, Portunidae. Bases 493 to 2658 code for a protein of 721 amino acids.
CUGGUGAGCUGCACGUGGUAUUCUCUUGGUGAGCUGCACGUGGAUCUGUAGUGAACCUGCACGUGGCCGCCUCCUGCUCGUGAGUCCCAGUAGCCUGCACGUGAUCUUCGCUUGGUGACCUGACCUGUGGAGAACCUGUUCGUGAUCCCCUCCUGGUGACCUGUACGUGGCCUUUGUUUGGUGACCUUCGUGUGAGUUCUGGUGACUUGCAUGUGACUCGCAUAGUGACCUGUGCUCAAGUCCUGGUGACCUACAAGUGGCCUUCAAUUGGUAACCUACACGUGCCUCCUGGUGACCUGCACGUGCCUUUUGGUGACCUGCACUUGCCUCCUCUUGGUGACCUGCACGUGCCUCCUCUUGGUGACCUGCACGUGGCCUCCUCUUGGUGACCUGCACGUGCCUCCCUCUUGGUGACCUGCAUGUGCCUCCUAUUGGUGACCUGCACGUGGCCUCCUCUUGACCACCUGCACGUGCCUAUUGGUGACCUACAAAAUGACUGAAACGGAAUUAACCAUUCGCUACUCGCCUCCUCCUCUGGACGACCACGACGAGGACAGCCAGAGUGACAUAUCCGCCUCGGCCACAGAGACCUCUUCCCUGGUGACGGUGCGGGCCGGCUGCUGCAGCUUCAACCCCGUGAGCAAGACGGGCAAGCGAUGGCACCAGCUGCAGAUGGUGACUCUGCCCUUCAUCCCCAUCGCUGCCCUCAUCAUCCAGAACUGCAUCCUGGUAUCCAACGUCGUCACCCACCAGAACGAAAUUAAGAUUCUUGGCAGGCAGGUGGACGGCACGGUGGAGAUGGGCAUGUUGCUGACGGCGUUGCAGGUGGAGAGGGCCGAGGUGGCUUAUUUCAUUUUCUCCAACGGUACCAAGCUCAGUGUCGUGAUGGCCACAGUGACCAGUGGCUGUGUUGCCAAGUGUCACACAGUAGAGAAAGGGUGCGAGACACACUGUGAGCACAGACGUUGGGACUCUGAAAUCGCUCCAAGUUAUCCUAAGUCAGCGUGGUCUCCACGCCUGUGUCCUGAUCAUGAUGUUGCCGCUGGUGGUGGUGGUGGUGGUGGUGGUGAUGGUGGACAAAACUAUCGCAGCUGUAAGCCCCACCUACUCAGGGAAGAUGGGCGGGGCUUAGAGAUCCAGACACAACAUGGUUGCACCAGAACCAACCUGGAUGACACGUUUCGCCGCACUGACACGAUCCUGGAGAAGAUGCAUUCGUGGCCCAAGUUCAAAGGUGGAAACAUGAAGCUGCUCUCCUCCAAGUUACGCUUCCAGAUCAGACUCGAGGACCUCAGGAAAAGUGUGAACGAUCCGGACGACUCAGUGGGGGAGAAGAUGCUUUGGUACAACUACAUCACGUUCUUCGUCAUGGAGGCCAUCGUGUCCAACAUUAAGGAUGCCACCGUCUCAACCAUCUGGAAGCUACUGGUGGCAUACAAGGACAUGAUUCGGGCGGUGGAGUACUUCGGCAUCGGCAUGGUGGAGGGACUGUCCUUCUUCGGCACCGGCAGUCUGUCCCGCGACCGUUUCGUCAACUACGUGGUGCAUGACAUCCUGGCGUGGAAGUCCCUCAACCAGACCAAGGACUUCGUGAGCCUCGUGCGUCGCCAGGUGGAGGGAUUCAGUGAGAAGUACAAGGAAUUCAAGAACAUCACGGAAUGGCGUGACCUCAUCCUGGCAAACGCGGCGCAGGCGAGUGAUCUGAAAGUGGCUGACGAUUACUUCUACGUCAUGGUCCGCUUCACUGACGAGCUCCGGGACAUCCAGUGGAAGCUCCUCGACUUGAUUAGGGAGCACAUGCAGGACGAGACGUGGCUGGCGGACACAAAAGUCACCAUUAGUAUCGUCCUGUUGGUGAUGGUUCUGGCAAUAUCUCCCGGCAUUAUCUUCCUUGUACGACACGCUACCUUCAGCAUUCAGGUGUUCGCAGCCACCCUCACUUCGAAGAGCGCUGAGCUGAAGCGGGAGAAGCGGCGUUGUGACAGACUCAUCUACCAAAUGCUGCCCCGCGCCGUGGCCGUGCAGCUCAAGAAGAAACGAUCGGUUCCAGCGGAGAGUUACAAAUCAGUGACGGUUUACUUUAGUGACAUCGUUGGCUUCACCUCCCUCUGCUCCAAUUCAGAACCCAUGCAGGUCAUCAUGCUGCUCAACAAGCUCUACAACAUGUUCGACUCCCGCAUUGGCAACUACGAUGUUUACAAAGUGGAGACGAUCGGUGAUGCCUACAUGGUCGUGUCCGGCGUGCCCCAUCCCAACGGUCUUCGUCACGCCGCGGAGAUCAGCAACAUGGCUCUGGAUCUGAUCGAGGGCGCUAAAGAGUUCGAGAUCCCUCACCGGCCGGACAAGGAACUGCUCAUCCGUGCUGGCAUUAACUCUGGCUCCUGUGUUGCCGGUGUGGUGGGGACGAAGAUGCCUCGUUACUGCCUCUUCGGGGACACUGUCAAUGUAGCCAGCAGAAUGGAGACCACUGGGGAGGCUAUGAAAGUGCACGUGUCUCAGGCUACGAAGGAGAUCCUGGACCAGCUGGGAGGGUACACCUGUGAAUUCCGAGGCUACCAGGAGGUCAAGGGCAAGGGGUCGCUGCCUACCUUCUGGCUGACGUCUGGGCCGCCGCUGGGAGGUCCGAAGGGCGUCAGAAUACCCGUGGGUGGCCAAUGAGGGACACCAGUGACCCGCCAGGCAACAUUUCGGCAGGGACUCACCCAGCGGCGCACUUCAAGUACUCACCAGCCUCACAAGAAUAUGAGGACAUGAGAAUAGAACAUCCGCCAUUAUUGGAGAGGAAGACAGCCUGAGAUGGAAUGUGCAGUGAAAGACAGGAAGGUUAAAUGAUUGUAACUGAAAGAAAAUGGGCCGUUGGAAAAGUAUCUACUACUACUACUGCUACGGAAACAAACCUCACCAGAUUCUAUUACUUCCGGUCACCCAGCAGCGCCACUCCCCCGUCCACUGUCUGUGAUCUGGUGGUCCGGCGCAGACUAAACGAGCGAGGCUCCAACCACACCUAAGCUAAGGCCCUUAUUCAGAUUCGUCCUCUGCUCUCUCACCACCACUAUUUUUUAAAGGCCACAGAGUUGAUAAGCCAUGUUCUCAAGGGUGUU